AUGAUGAAGAAGUCAGAAGAACCAAGAGAAAGCAAGGAACGGUCCAAAAAUUCGACGAAGCUGAUGUCGUAUCCACUGAAGUCUUCGAUAAAAAAGAAGAGGAAAUCCAAGUCAAGUGAGAAAAAGGACGAGGGUUAUAUCGAUGAUCAUGUUUUUGUUGAAAUUGAGGAUUUAAUGCCAGACUUGUUGAAAUCUUUGGAGCAAGAUCAUGUUGCUAGUAAUUGCACGUCUACAGUAAUUGAUCCAAAUCCCUACAUAGGCAAUAAUUAUGAUUCUUUUUACUCUGGCUGA
This is a messenger RNA of Prunus armeniaca (apricot), 291 nucleotides long. The record is from the annotation of a GenBank genome assembly. NCBI's taxonomy places the organism in Eukaryota, Viridiplantae, Streptophyta, Magnoliopsida, Rosales, Rosaceae.